UCCGGAAGUUCCUCUCAAAAUGCUGAAGCGCUGUGUGCAAGUGGCCGGGGCUGCAGGAGUUGGAGUCGGUCCUCGGGCCUGAGCCUCGAGGCCGCGCUCCCGGGUGUCGUUGAUGUUCGGGGCCGCCGGGCGCCCAGCGAUCGGAGCCGCCGCCGCCGCCGCCGCCGCCGGGAAGAGCUGGCAUUUCAGCCGAACAAUGGAAGAGCUUGUUCACGAUCUUGUCUCUGCACUGGAAGAGAGCUCUGAGCAAGCCCGAGGUGGGUUUGCUGAAACAGGAGAUCAUUCUCGAAAUCUGUCUUGCCCUCUGAAACGCCAGGCCAGGAAAAGGAGAGGGAGGAAGCGUAGGUCCUAUAAUGUUCACCACCCUUGGGAAACAGGUCACUGCUUAAGUGAAGGCUCUGAUUCUAGUUUAGAAGAACCAAGUAAGGACUACAGAGAGAACCACAACAAUAAGAAAGAUCAUAGUGACUCUGAUGACCAAAUGUUAGUGGCAAAGCGCAGGCCAUCUUCCAACUUAAAUAACGGUGUUCGAGGUAAAAGACUUCUGUGGCAUGAGUCUGAUUUUGCUGUGGACAACCUUGGGAACAGAACUCUCCGCCGUAGGAGGAAAGUGAAGCGCAUGGCAGUGGAUCUCCCGCAGGACAUCUCUAGCAAAAGGACAAUGACCCAGCUGCCUGAAGGCUGUAGAGAUCAGGACAUGGACAACGAUAGAGCUUACCAAUAUCCAGAGUUUACCCGGAAUAAAGUUAAAAAAAGGAAGUUGAAAGUGAUUAGACAAGGACCAAAAACCCAAGAGGAAGGAGGAGGUUUGGAAAGUGAAGAAAUAAGCCAGACCAAUAAAGACAAAAUGGAGUAUGAAGAACAAAAAGUCUCAGAUGAGCUCAUGAGCGAAAGUGACUCCAGCAGCCUCAGCAGCACCGAUGCCGGGUUGUUCACCAAUGACGAGGGAAGACAAGGUGAUGAUGAACAGAGUGACUGGUUCUAUGAAAAGGAGUCUGGUGGAGCCUGUGGUAUUGCUGGAGUUGUGUCCUGGUGGGAGAAGGAAGAUCCUGCAGAACUAGACCGAAACGUGUCCGACCCCGUGUUCGAAAGUAUCCUAAGUGGUUCUUUUCCCCUCAUGUCACAUCCUGGCAGACGAGGUUUCCAAGCUAGACUCAGUUGCCUCCAUGGAAUGCCUUCAAAGAAUAUUAAAAAAUCUGGAGGGGCUCCACCUUCAAUGACGUCUGCUCCUGGCCCCGUCAGUAACAAGAGGAUGGUUCACUUUUCCCCAGAUGCCCAUCACCAUGACCACUGGUUUAGCCCUGGGGCUAGGACGGAGCAUGGCCAGCAUCAGCUUCUGAGAGAUAACCGAGCAGAAAGGGGACACAAGAAGAACUGCUCCGUGAAAACAGCCAGCAGGCAAACAAGCAUGCAUUUGGGAUCCUUGUGCACAGGAGACAUCAAAAGGAGAAGAAAAGCUGCCCCUUUGCCUGGACCCACUACAGCAGUUCUAUUCCGUGCCUGUUGGUUGGCAGCUCUCUUCUCAACACUGAAGCUCGUAAGGACCUUGUCAGAAGUCUCCAGGAUCCCUUCCUAACAGCUUGGAAGGACAGUCUUAAAUGUGGCUGUCACUCUCUGGCCUAGAUGUUCCACCUCCUCACUGGCAUGUGUGGAGCCCCACUUCUGGCCUCCAGUCUGAUCCUCGUCCCUUCCUAAAUCACCAUGAGGAAAGGAUGUGUGAGAGCUACUUUCCUGUUACUGUCAAAAAAUACCAGGACCAAAAGCAACUUAGAGGAGAACGGGGUUUACUUUAGCACAUGGUUCCAGAGAGAUCGAGUCUGUCACGGUGGAAAGCCAUGGUGGCAGUCAGGGAAAGCAUGGCUGCAGGGGCAGGAAGCUGGCUGAUCACAUUUUCAUCCGUGCACACACAGAAGCAGAGAGAACAGGAAGUAGAGCAAAGCUAUGAAACCUCAAAGCCAGCCUACAAAGACAUACUUCCUCCUGCAAGACUGCACCUCCUAAAGGUUCUACCCCACAAACAAUGACAUCUACUGGGGACCAAGUGUUCACAUACAUAAGCCUCUGGGGUCAUUUCUCAGUCAAACUCCAAAGGAUGCUUCAGCCCUUGCACACAUUCUCUGUGUCUGUAGGCUCCCUCAGCACCCUGCAGACCCAAUAUUCGUCUGUGUUCCAGUUUACCCUCAGGAAGUCAAAACUUAGGAGACGUUCUGCGUAGGUUCUGAAAAUGGAUUUGACUCCUGACCUCAUCUGGGCAGAGAACUGUUUUCAUCACUUAGCCCAUGGCUAAGCAGGAGAGUUGUGGACAGUGUCUCACCCAGGGUGAGGUAGCCAGAUAAAAACUAAAGGAGGAGGCUCUAGCUUAAACUAAAUGAAUUAGCAUGCCGGAGAACUCCUAAUAUGAGUAGGGAAGAGAGAAAACAAUAGCAAUGGAACCAGUCAGGGAAACAUCAAGAAAAUUAUAAGAGCUCAGCAAAUCCCUCAAGGUAAAUAGUCUUAGUUCCUCGAUGAAGAAACACAGACUAGUGGGUUGGAUUUAAAACAAGAUUCAAUUCUCUGUUGUUUGGGAGGAACAUGCCUCAUUGGUGAAACCAUACGCAGAGGCUGAAGCAAAAAAAAAAAAAAAAAAAAAAAAGUAGUCAAUUUACCAAGUAAACAGAGGCCCCAAACAAGCAAAGAGCUAUAUUUAUAUUUGCCAAAGUUAGCUGGAAAGAGAAAAAAGUCACUACCUUACUACUAAAGGGAACAAUCUGUGAAGGUGAUAGAAUGAUUCUAAAUGUAUGUGCACAGGAAAUUAGUGCACGUAUCAUUUUAAAAAGGUACUGGACACAAAGGGACAGAUGAGACCACUUAUAACAAUAAAGGUGACAUCAGUACCCUACUAUCCUUUUGUAGACAUCAUCCAGAGGAAAAAAAAAAUCAACAAAGAAAUUUCAGAGUUCAAGUUUACCACAGGCCAAGUGCACUUAACAUAGAUCUACAGAAUACUCCAUUGAACAGCUACAGAACACAUUCUUCUUGGCAGCCAUGGAACUGUCUCUAAAAUCGGCCACAUUUUAUGCCAUGAAAUAAUAACAAAUACAAAAGAAUCAAAAUACUCUGUUGCAUCAUGUGAGGUCAUAGUGGAGUAAGACACAAACCAGCUACAUGAGUAGGAAGUCCAUAAGUAUGCAGAGCUUGAACCACAUACUCUGGCUAAUCAGUGGGUCAUUCAGGGGAUCAGAAAAGGAAUCUAAAAGUUCCUAGAAUCAAAUGAAAGGGAAAGUACUAGCACUAAUCAGAACUUUGGGAGAUAAAUCAACUCAAGGAGGAAAGUUGAUAUCUAUGUGUGCUUACAUUUAAAAAGUCAGAUGUCUUUUUAUAAAUAAUUUAAUGGUGCAUCUUAUGAUCUUGGAAAAUCAGAACAAGCCAAACCCAAAACAGUAGAAGGAAAAAAAUAAGAAAGAACAGGCAGAAAUGAAUGACACUAAACGUAGUGUAUGAAGACUCCUGAGUUAGAGUUGGCUUUUGAAUGGUAAGCUAGGUCAACCACCCUUUAUACAAACUAAACAAAAGUAAAAAUUAACAGAGAAAAAUUAAGAAGAGCAAAAUCAACAGAGUUAGAGAUGAAAAAGGAAUCAGUACAAUAGAUACCAAGAGAACUCAGAGACUCAAUAGGGAACAGUUUGAAAACCUGCUUUCCAAAAAAACCUGCAAAAUCUAGAAGUGGAGAAAUUUCUAGAUAAUAGAGGAUAUGAAUGACCCACACAGACCUACAACAGAGAAGGCUGAAGCAGUAAUAGUCACGCAACAAAGAAAAGUCAAGAAACAGUUUGUUCAUGCUGCAUUCUACCCGAACUUUUAAAAGGAGCUAGCCUAGUGUCCCCUAACUGUUCCACAGAAAGGGAACCAACAGUAUUGAACUUGGUCCAUGAGAGGAGUGUUAUCCUCAUACCUAAACCAAGAAAGAACACACUCAAGGAACAGAAAGGAAAAAAAGAAAGGAAGAAAGGAAGAAAAAAAGGAAGGAAGGAAGGAAAGAAAGAAGGAAACUGUAGACUAAUAUUCCUGGUGAUCAUCAUGAAAAUAUUCUCAAGAAAAUAUGACAACCAAAUUCAGAAGCACACUAGAAUGAUAUGUCAUGAUAAAAUAGGUUUCAUUCCAGGAAUGCAAGGAUGCUUGCAGAUUUGUAAAUCAAUGAAUGUAACAGCAUAUAAAUAGAGUCAAGGAUAGAAAUCACAUGAACAUCUCAAUAAAUGCAGAAAAGGCCUUUGACAAAGUUCAACAUUCCUUCAUGAUAAGAGCUAGGGAAAGCAGGAAUAGAAAGAACCCAAUACAGGAAGGGUAGAUCUAACCAACACUACAUUAAACAGGGAAAAGCGGAAAGAAUUCCUUCAGAAAUAGGUAUAAGAUAAGUGUAUUCACUCAUUGAAUAUAGAGCCGGAAGUCUUGGCUAGAUGAAUUAGGCAAGAGAAGAAACAAAGCCAGGUCAAUCAUGGAAGAGAUACAAACAGGAGAAGGAGAAUUAUCCCUUCUUACAGAUGGUGAUCCUGUACUUAAAAGAUCAUAUGUAGAUGGGCAGUGGUGGCACACGCCUUUAAUCCUAGCACUUGGGAGGCAGAGGCAGGCGGAUCUCUGUGAGUUUGAGGCCAGCCUGGUCUACAAAGAGAGUUCCAGGGCAGCCAGAACUGUUACACAGAGAAACCCUGUCUCAAAAAACCAAAACCAAACAAACAAAACAACCAACCAAGCAACCAUAGGUAGUAAGUAAAGUAGCAGAAUAUAAAGUAAAAAAUAAAAUAGCUUUUGAUAUACCAAUAAUCAACUGGAUAAGAAAGAAAUGAAGGCAAAACCUCACUAAUAACAGCUUCCAAACCAGCUAAAACCCCACAGGAAUAAACCUCAGCAAGGAGGUAAAAAUUCUCUAUAGUGGAAACUUGGAAAUCCUCAAGAAAGAGAUUGAAGAAGACACUGGAUGAUAGACUCCCAGCUGCUUGUUUAGGAGAACUAACUGUGUGGCAAUGACCACAUCACUGAAAACAGUCCAGAUUCAACACAGUCCCCUCAAAAUUCCAGCAGUACUCUUCAUGGAACUGGAAAAAAUAAUCCCCCAAAUAAUAUGGAGGCCUCAGAGACCUCAAGUAGGCACAACUGUAGUUGAUCUAAAGAAUACAAUAUCAGAGAUAUGACAGUCUCUGACCUCAAAUUAUGUCACAGAGUCACAGCAACAAAAGCAGCAAGGAACAAGCAUAAAACUAGAUACAGGACCAAUAGAGUGGGAUAAAGGGUCUGAAGUAAACACACAAAGCCACAGCUUCAUAAUCUUUGACACAAUUAUCAAAAACAUAUACUAGAGAAAUAGCCUCUCACCAAAGGUGCUGGGAAAAACAUAUUUCCACAUGCAGGAGAAUGACACUUACGUGUCAACCUUCACAAAAUGGAUCUUCCUGUAAGAUGUGAUACUCUGAAACCACCAGGGAAAAACACCACAGUGUCUAGGAACUGGUGGAGGCUCUCUAGAAAAGCUCACCACAGUGAUGUGAAUACUUGCAAAGGUGACAAGUGGCAUCAUAUGAAACCAGAAGGUUCUGCGCAGAGGGCAACCAUCAGCUAAGGAAGAAACAGCCUGUACACAGGGGAAACCUCCCCAAACACACAUUUUACAUGGGGUUGAUAUCUAAAAUCUACAAAGAACUCAAAAAAUUAAAGCCAUACAGUCAAUAGACUGUACAGACAGUUAUCAAAAGGCAAAACACAAAUGGACAAUACAUAUUUUUUUCAAAGGGUUCCAGGUCCUUAGCCACCAGGGAAAAGCAAAUUAAAAGUGCUUUGAGACUCCAUCUCGCCCCAUCAGAAUGACUGGCAUCAGGAAAAUAAAAUGCUCAUGAUGAUGUGGGGGAAGAUGAACCCUACUACACUUCCACUGGGCGUUCAGACCAGCAAACAGCAUGGAGAUUCCUCAACAGACUGAAAGGAAAACCACGAUAUGACUCAGGUCUAUCACUCCAGGUAAAUGACCAACAACUGGGCCAGCUUUGCUCAGAGCUAUUGCACCCCUUGUUACUGUGCACUACUCACAAUAGCCAAGAUAAUGGAAGCAGCCUAGAUGUCCAUCAGCAGAUGAAUGGACAAAGAAGAUGUGGUCCAUGUACACAACAGGUCUUCAGCCUUCAGGAAGAUUGAAAUGACGUCUUCUGCAGGUAAAUGGGUGGAAUAGGAGAGCUAAUUGGUCUCUCUUGUGUUAGCCCGGCUAAGAAAGACAAGUAUCUCAUGUUUUGUCACAUAGAGGCUAUAUUUUAUAAAUGUGAUAUUAUGGGCUGGAGAGAUGGCUCAGUGGGUAAAUGCAUGCCACACAAACCUGAUGAUCCAAGUUCAAUCCUCAAAACCCAUGUAAUGGUGGAAAAAGAGAACUGACUCCACAAAGUUGCCUUCUGACCUUUGAAAGCAUGCUGGGUGCACCUGCCUUUACACAUCACAAACACAAAUAAUAAUAUUUUUUCAUUAAAAAGAUAAAAAUAUUAUAUGAAAAUGAAAAGAGGAAAGAAAGGUCCUCAAAGGGAGGGUCGGGGAACAAGAGAGGAUAAUGGGGCAGAAAAGAAUGACAAAUAUUGUCUUGUUUCAGAUGUGUAAUCUAGAUUUAAAUACAUACAUACGUAUAUGCACACAUACAUGAAAUAGAAAGGGGACAAGUUGGUGGAGAAAGGGAACCAGGUUGUGGGGGGCAAGGAAGGAUAGAAUAUGGUAGUGAGAGGGAAUAUUAGUUGAAUACAAUGCAAUAUAAAUAUGAAAAUAUCAUGAUUAAAACUCAUUAUUUUAUAUGUACAUUUAAAAAAACAAUUAAAAUAAUGUAAAAUGCCUUGGUCAUUAAGGAGCACAAAGCAUGGGUGAGUUUCCCAAAGUCUCACAGCUUCUAAAUGCUGAAUUUAAGUUCAGACCCCUUGGACGCCACUACUUCAUGCUGGCUUUCCAUCCAAAGUCCCUACCAUAUAAAAGGUGUUAGUACCAUCGAUUUAAGAGCAGGCCAUAGGAAGACACUUUAGACACCCUGUCCCUGUCAAAGAGCAGCCCUGUCCUGUCACUGGUGAGAUUUUCCAGAUGUGAUUGCUACAGCUGCAAAUUCGGCCACUGUCUUGACCUCUCAGCUUUUGGGCUCUCUGAUGAACUUGGCACUGUCUUAACCAAGACAAUUUCCAAUUUCUUCGUGAGUAUUUGAGGAAUGCACAAGUCCAUUUCUACCACUGUCCUUCCUUCGUUACAAAUGCUGUGAAACCUGCAUGGCUAAAAGCAUCUUCUCCCUUCUGCUGUGAGUUUGGUUAUCAGAUCUUAUUAUUAUCUCAACCCUGUACUUUGCAGGGCCAACAAUGCAUCAAGACUGAGGCCAGACUUGUAACUCCUCUUAGCACUGAUACCAGCACUGGGCAAAUCAGAGCCAGUCCAUGAAUGUCAGGGAGCUGUAAAACACAUGAUUGUGAAAUGGUUCUCUCAGCCACCUUUUAUAGACAGAAGCUGCCCACCACAAGAUGUAUAGGCUUAAUAAAUCAAUGGGAAGGAAUUCCAAAAUGGAUAAAUCAAUACCCAAGCAGUCAGAGAAUCCUACAGGUGUAUGACAAUGACCCAUCAGGGCCUUUAAACCUCAGCUGGUAGGUUUAGCCAAAAGGGUCUAUAAUGAUAGAUGAGCCGAGAUGAUAAAUACCUCUGUGGUGGAAGUUUGUAUUGUCUGCACUUUCUCCAUUACCCUUCACACAACAGCAGUAUAAACUGACUCCUUUUAAACCAAAGAACAGAUCUGCAAGAGAAUCGGAUUGUAAAUCCACACACCUGGGGACAAUCUCAGAGGAAUUGGGUCAUUUACAUAAAUGGUUUCAGGUGUGACUAGUCGACAUAAUUAGAGUGCUUACUGUUUGCGUUCUGCAGAUGUGCAAGCAUGCAGUGGCUGUUGGUGGGAGUGGAUAUUAGUCUCUCCCUUCUGAAGUAUAUUAUGGAUACAUAUAUAAAAUUACUAAUAGCCUUCCGUUGGCUAUUUUACUUUUGAGAAGGUAACCUCAGGGAGUAAUGCAACAUUAAUAUAGGUUUUGAUAUUAUUUAUAAUACAAUAUAGAAACAGAAAACAUUCAUUUCUAGGAGAGUGGUUUAAAUUGCAUGUUCAUAAAAUUAUACUAAAAUGCAUAUGGUAAAAAAAGAUAUUGCCAAGUAAACUUAAUGGUUUAAGAAAACCUUUAGGGGGUUGGAGAGAUGGCUGAGUGGUUAAGAGCACUCGCUACUUUUGCAGAGAACCUUGGUUCAGUUUCCAGCACCCAUCCACCUUGUUACUCAAACCACUCUAGUUCCAGGGGAUCCAGCACCCUCUACUGGCCUGCCCAGGAUCCUGCAUGUACAUGGUGCAUAUAAACUCACACAGGUGCAUGCAUGCACUCACACAUGUACACAUGUAGGAUUUGCUGAAGGAGGUGGAGGCAGGAGGAUCACGAGUUUGAGGCCAGCCUGGACUCCACUAAUUUCUUGUUAGUUUCAGAGAAUCUAUCUUAUAGACAAACUCUAGUGUAUUUUUAAAAUAUUUUUAAAAUUCCAUUUUAUGUGUGUGAGUGCUUUGUUUACACGUAUAUAACUGCACAAUACACAUGGCUGGUGCCUGUGGAGGCCAGAAGUGGACAUGAGAACACCAGGCACUGGAGUUGCUCGUAGUUGUGAGUAUGUGGUAUCGGUGCUGGAAACCAAACAUCGAUCCUCUGCAAGAGCAGUCAGUGCUCUCAACCACUAGCUAGCUCCUUAGCCCUUCCAACAUAUUUUUGAAAGUUAUACACAAUAAUAGUUAAUCACGGUAUUUAUUAAUAUGGAAAAACAGAAACUCCCCAAAUAUCUGAGAUUAAAAUGAUUAGGAAACUAGGUAGACUAAGACUAUUAUAAUGAUAUAAUAAAAUAUUAGGAAGGAACUAAGAUAAAUUUUGUGAAAUUUCACAAUAUGAAAAUUACAAAUAAGUCUUAAAGUAUUAUUGUAUGUGUUUUAAAUAUUCAUAACUAAAUGAUAAUUACUCUAAAAUAUUGUGGGGUUUUUGUUGUUGUUGUUGUUUUUUGGUUUUUCGAGACAGGGUUUCUCUGUGCUGCUUUGUGCCUUUCCUGGAAUUCACUUUGUAGCCCAGGCUGGCCUCGAACUCACAGAGAUCUGCCUGGCUCUGCCUCCCGAGUGCUGGGAUUAAAGGCGUGCGCCACCACCGCCCGGCUUAAAAUAUUGUGUUUUAAUGUUUAAUAAUACUUCUUCACUCCCUCCUCCUCCUCUCCUUUACCAUCCUCCUUCCUCCUCGGUCUCCUCCUCUCCGUUGCUGGGGUUACAAUCCAAGGCCUUGUGUACAAGGCAAGUACUCCACCACCUAGAGACACUUCCGGCUUCCAUUUCUUAAAAUAUUUGCUUUAUUUUUCAAAUGUUCUGUUGCAUAACAUUUUUAGCUAGAUACUGAUAAGUGAAAUCUAUUAUAUCCUUUCAAAGCCUUUCUUUACAUCUUGGUCCAUUGUCUGGCAACAUCUUCCUUAGAUAAACCACACUGAAAAUUUACUUCCAAUGUUGUAUAUUUCAUUCAGAUUUACAAAGACUUAACCAUGUUGUAAUGUUGUUUGGAUGGGUGUGAAAUACCAUGAGGUCUUUUAUCACUUCAGGGUCUCCUUUCCCACUAUCUUUUCUUUUCUUGUUCAACAUUUUACCAGCUUAGCUUCCUAGGAAAUAACCCUUGCUUCUUACUGGCAUUUGCUUAGCUGUUGUAACAACCAAGUUGUAGCUAGAAUAGUAGCUAGUCUAACUUGCAUCACCCAGACUUGAGAACAGAAACAAUUAAUUCUUGAUCAGCAUGCCACUCAUGAGUCUUGGAGGGCCAGAAAUUCUCAGGCAUGGCAGGAAGUAGCCCACUGGGGUAGGAUGACUGUGCACAGUCAGUUUACAAGCAAAUGAAGGAGCACUAAGUAAUUCUGCCUCUGGGGUGCUUAGGGAGUGCUGAGUCCCCGUGGAUGCUCUGGACACAGAGAUGACAAAUUCAUGCGUUGCACAAUUAGCUUGAACAGCUGACAACCUUGGCGAGCUGGAGCACUUUUCUCCCAUGACCUAGCAGUAUAGGCUUGAGAACCACAGGGGAUGUUUUGAAUUUAAAAACGAAAUUGCAAACACGUGAGAAGAUGUUCAAGCUCGCCAGACAUUUAGAAAAUGCAAAUUAAGACUCAAUUAAACAAGAUACCACCACAUUACUUUUAACAGGACUUUAGGCAGAAAAUUCUGGCUUGCUCCUCAGAUGGUGGCUUUUUACCUUUCACUGGAUCUGAAGAAGCUGCUGCCUUUACAUUUUGAAGGGCAAAGGUGUGAGAUUCCAGACAACCAACAAAAGACAUGACUUGGGUCUACCAAGCUCAGAAAUAACCAGCUCAUGUGCAGGAGGCUCCCACAUUAUGCAACCAUCCUAGUUAGCCUUAACUGUCAACUUGACACAGCCCACAGUCACCGGAGAGUGAAGUAUCAAUGGAGGGAGAUUGCCCACAUCAGAUUGAUCUGGAGUAUAGCUCUGGGGGGGGUGUCUUUCUUGUUAGCUGAUACAGGAGCAGCUAGCUCACCACGGGCUGCAGCGCUCUGGGGGCAUGUGGUUCUGGGAAGUGAUGCAUAAGAAAACUAGCUAAGCAGGAGCCUUUAAGAGAGCCAGCAAGCAGUGUUCCCCAAUGGUUUUGGCUUCAAGUUUCUGAUUGAGUUCCUACCCUGACCUCCUUCAAUGAUGGACUGUGACCUGGAAGUGUAAGAUGAAUACAUCGUUUUUCCCCCUAAAUUGCUUUUGGUCGGAGUGUGUUAUGACAAUAACAGAAAUGGAACUAGUAAACAGGCUUCCUGAUAGAGCCACUAACAAGACAACUGAGCCUACAAAAAGGUCUCUGAGCCUUUCUCUCUAAAGCCCAUGGUAAAGUUCGCAGUAUAUUGAGACUUGGGGAAAAACAUAUUAAGCUUGAAAUACUGUAUCUCAGCUGUAUUCUAACAAGGAAGAUUGAGCAGGUGACAAGCUGUCAAAAAUUAUGUGAACUCAACUUACUGUAAUGAAACCCGGAAAUUUCCCUAGGUGCCUGAGUCACGGUGUUACGGCAUAAAGAAUGCUGACGUGAGGCAGAAUGCUUCAGCAUUGCCAUUUGGAUCCCAAAGAUAUUCCAGCCCAUUGGAUCCAAAAUUGAGGGCAUAGAAAAUAUGUGUGAUUUGGCAACAGCUGAUCCCGGAGGAGAUGAGACUGAGCAUGCUCUGUAGGGUGAACUUGAAGUCUUUGACAAUCUGAAGGCACCGAGGUCUGAUCACUCCAGGACAGAGGGGAGCCAAGAUGCCUUGAGCAGCAGCAAGCAUUCUCACCCAGCGAGGCUUCUCCCCAGACCCAGUAUUUCCACACCGGAGCCCUUUAGAAUUAUCUGAUCCACAGUAGCCUAAGCUAGUGACUUUAUCCCCAAAGUAUUCUACUUAGAAGUUUGUUUUGAGGGAGAAUCUUUAAAAUAUUCUCCUUCCUGGCGAAUUCUGGAGCUAACUUUUUAAAUAAUAUUUUUCAAAUCCUGUUGCUCUAUUAAGUGAGGUUUCCUUGAAUUUAAUGAAUUGUUUAGAGUGCUAUCAGGGUUUAAAUAGCAAAUUAUUCUAUAUUGUUAAUAUUUUUAGGAGAAGAGGUAUUUACACAUGAGUGGAAGAAAAUAUAUGACCAUAUUUAUAUUUAGGUUCCUUUAAGUUUUAUCUAAUUUCCUAUAAACUUUUCAAAAUAGUUUUCAAAAAAACACUUCUUUCAAUUUUUGAGGUUAUAAUUACAGUUCUCCCUUCCUUUUCCUCCCUUAUACCUUCCUGUGCCCUUUUUCAAAUUCUUGGCCUCUUUUUCUUUUUGUUUUUCCUGUCUCUGUGUCUCUCUCUGUGUCUCUGUGUGUGUGUGUGUGUCUCUCUCUCUCUCUGUCACACACACACACACACACACACACACACACACACACACACACUCUCCUAAAUACAUAAAUACAACCUUCUGGGUCUGUGUAAUGUUACUUGUAUGUAUGCAUGUUUUCAGGGCUGGCUGGGGAAGGCUUUUCCUCUCACUCUCAGCAUUCCUUAGCUCCUAUAGUUCUCUGUGUAGACCUGAGGCCUCCUGGCUUCUCCAGAUGCCCGUGUUAGCAUAUCUAUUGUUAACACAGUUCUGCUUAUGUUGGCAUUGAGUAGAAGGGAGCUUUAGUUUCAUGUAGAAAUGGGUUCAGGAGAGUGGACGGUGGCUCUGUGGCCAACAAACUUGCUAUAUAAGCAUGGAUUCAAGAGUCUGGCACCCCAGAACACACAGAGAAGCCAGGCAGGCAUAGGACCUAGCAGUAAUCCCAGGACUUGGAAAACAGAGGUAAGGCUUUCUUGGGGUAGCUAGCUAGCUAAACUAGGGGGAUUGGUGUACCCUGGUUUCAGUGUGAGACUCUGUCUCAAUCAUUAAGAGUGAAGAUUGAUCAUAUCAAUGAUAUACACACAUACACAGAAAAAAAUGGAUAUAGGGAAAGUCACUUUUAACAAAGAGAAUGCCAACUCAGGUUUAGAACUGAACUACUUUUUCUUAUUACCUGAUGAUUAACAAACACUGUCACCAUGGCAUGCUGGGAGUAUGUUUUACAAACCUCUUACUACCUUAACCCAGAAAAGCAUACUGAUAAAGACUUCAGUGAGUUUAAGGUUUGCCAUCUUCCAACUUCAGCUGGACUCAUGCUUCACUUCUGCCCUACUUAAAAAGCAAGGUUUACUUAACAAAUUAAUAGUAUAAAUAGGGCAGUGAGCAUGCUUAAACCACUCUGAACACUAUUUUAAAAGGCUUUAGCAAAUUAAUUUUAUGCAAAUGAUAUUGCUAAUGCAAGUGCCACUAAUCUGUUCAUUAAAGCCAGAGGGAGCAAACUUUAUUUUGGCAAUUAGUUGAAGUUACUAUAUGUAUUAAAAAAAAGCACCAAAGUUGCAUUUCUUUUAAAGUGUACAUGUAGACUUUUCUCUGGUUGGGACUUUCCCAUAUCACAUGGUGUGGAAUCAGGAGCUUAUAUCUUUUGCCUGUCUGUGGUCUCACAGGUGCCUUCACCUCAGGGUACAUAGACGUGGUUGGCUCUCCCAGUCAGUGAGACAUAAGAGCAGCUCCUCCUCUGGCUGGAGCAAUCCGGUUGCCCUCUGUGUGAGGGGGGGCAGGGACAUUGCCCUGGCUGGUCUUCAGAGGUAGAGAAGAUCUGCCAUUAUGUAAUAGGACAAUGAUGUGCCCUGAUCCAUUAUUAAAUGUCAGGCUUCUAUUGCCGUCGGCUUCUCUCUGUGUGUUCCAGAGACGCCAUGUUGUCUGAUAGACUUCGGAAGGAGAGACGUUGCAGGUGGCGACUAUCGAUGUGACCUUUCCGAUUAUCUCCACAACUCUGAGUGCAUUUAAAGGGAGCAGGCUGACAUUUGUGGUUAUGAUCAUUCAUAGUCUCGUCAUCCGCCCAUUGAUCUGAGACACCAGUCACAUCACUGUCUUGAAGCCCAGUGACAAAUGUUGCCAUCUGACUGACAAGUGAAAGCUCAAGUGAAUUUUGCCAUUUAUUAUUAUAAUUAUUGUUGAGUCAAUUUUCUUUUUCCCAAUUAUGGGGCUCUAGUGUAGUGAGCUGUCAAAAGAAUGACAUGGCACCUAAUGUCGUGAUAAGCUACAGGAAAGAAUUUGAUGUAAACAAAGGUGUCUUUGGCUCCCAUGUGCUUCCUACCCCAUUUUCCCCACAAAAUCCUCUUUUUAAAAAAUAAAUGUAAACCAGUAUGUAUUUUUGAGUAGGUCUCCAUUAUACCAUGUAUUCUUUUUAUCAUUCUUUUUUUUAUUCCCAUAUGUGUUUAUUUUUUCAUUAUUGUGUAAUUAAUGACCCUAAGCAUAGCAGCUUUAAACAAAAAUGUAUUUCUUCAUUGGGACAUGGUUUUCUGUAUCCCAUGCCUGAUCCUCCCAGGUGCUGGGAUUACAGAUGUGCACCAUCAUACCCAGUUUAUCCAGUGCCAAGGGUGGAACUGAGGGUUUCACACAUGCCAGGCAAGCUUUCUACCAUCUGGGCUUAGCACUCAGUUUUAUAGUCAGAAAUCCUGGUGUAAUUCACCACAUGCCUCAGCAACCAUGCUGUCUGUCCAGGGUCUCCCACAAGACUGGGCUUAACGUGUUGGUGGGGCCACAAUACUUUCAAUGUUCAAAUGGAGUAUGACCCACUUCCAUGUUCACUCACACAGAGGUUGACAGAUCUUCAGUCAUUGCUGGUUGUUGGAUGCUACAUGGACCAUUCCAUAGAGCCACUCACAAUGUGGAAUCUGCCUCCCUUAGAAUAAGAUAAUGAGAGAGAAUGCUCAAAAUGGAAAAUACAGUUCCUAUAAAUUAAUCUCAAAGGUGCUCUUCCUAGCUUUUGUUAGAAGUAAAUUACCACAUCCAGCUUCCACUCAAAGGAAGAGGAUACCAAAGCAUCGACUAGCUGACUAACAGGAGGCAGGAGUCACCUAGCACCAUCUUGGGGAUUGUUCAGUACGCUAAGAGAGGAUGCAACAGGCAUUGUGUUCCUCGGGUACUUAAGAGAAUCUGCAGCUAAUAGUUAUUACAUGCAUCCUGUCAUUCUGAGACUCUCUAGAUCCUUAAGCUUGUUCAUCUGUAGGUACAUCAUUGGUUCCUCAGGGUGCUAGAGACAAACACUGCCGUCUCAGAAGGACUGAUGCAAGCACAUUCCACAGCUAAGCCUUUACUGCAGUGCUUCUCAAUGUUCUUUAUGCUGUGACCUUUUAAUACAGUUCCUCAUGCUAUGGAGACCCCCAACCAUAAAAUUAUUUUGCUGCUACUUCAUAACUGUAAUUUUGCUACUGCUAUAAAUCGUAAUGUAAAUAUCUGAUAUGCAAACCCUGUGGUGGUCGUGACCCAUAGGUUGAGAAUCACUGCUUUAGAGCCAGUCCCAAAUCUCUCAAGUUCUUUAGUUUGCUCUUCAGAGUCAGGUGGGGCUCAUGUUUGUUAACAACUGAGUUCGUUAUUAACUAUCUCCAUCAUUUUGUUCAUUUUUAUUAACAUCUAACAUUCAUUUUUGUUUUUAUCUGUUGCACUGAAAUAAGGCUACCUGCUUCAUAGAACAUUUUCAAGAUAAAAAUAGAUUAUUUGGGCCGGGCGGUGGUGGCGCACGCCUUUAAUCCCAGCACUCGGGAGGCAGAGCCAGGUGGAUCUCUGUGAGUUCGAGGCCAGCCUGGGCUACCAAGCGAGUCCCAGGAAAGGCGCAAAGCUACACAGAGAAACCCUGUCUCGAAAAACGAAAAAAAAAAAAAAGAUUAUUUGUGUAAAAAUACAUAAUAUACACCUAUUAGCUUAUAACCACAAACAACAAUUCAUCUAUUAUAUAAGACACAUUUAUGUAUAUAUCUGCUUGUGAAAUAAUAUAUGCGAUAUAUUUUUCUAUACUCACUUAUGGAAAAGGAAUAGACAGAAAUGUUAAUAUUGUCUUUGAUCAAAGAUUUUCUAAAUUACAAACAAUUACUUAGGGAAUUGUUACUGUUUGAGAUUAGGGUCAAGUCUUUAAAGAUAUUCCAUACCCUAUUGGUAUGAAUUUUAAAUUUCCUUUGCUAAGUUCUUCCCUCAAAGUCAAGGACAUAUGUUGUAUCACUCAGCCUGGAGUGUGGAAGACAGUAUACGAAUGGAUCAGAUAAAUGUGGGGUGGGGUUGGGCUAUGGACAAGAAAGUGGCGGGAUGGGAGAUUCAUCUUCACUGUGGUUUGCUUACUUCUGUCUCUCCAUGAGAGACAUCUGAGUUCAAUAGCAGGCAUUAAAUAUUACUGCCAUUGAGACAGAAAGCAGAUGGCCUGCCUCACUUCAUGCAUGUCCUCAGAUCUACCUCAGACUGCUGCUCUCCUGGAUUCAACUAUCCUGGUCUUCACUGAGUCCAUGAUAUUUCCUCUCUUCAUUGUGGAAUCUGCUAUCCCAGUAUCCCAGCCAUCCUAAAGGCCAGACACACACAUCACGGAAAGGGAAUGAGGUCUGGAACCGGUGAGGGCAACAUCUCUUCCCUGUCUGCAUACACCCUUUGUAAGGCUAGGAAUUUCCUAAAGAUACUUUGUCCCAGAGACAUCUCAACCAAACUUUGGACAAAAUGGAUUUCAUCAGGCAACUGAUCUGAAAACGAGAGCUUGGCUGGUGUUAGACGAUUUCACACCUCCAAGUGUGAUGAGAUUAAGCUUCCCUGUAUCUUUGUCAUAAGCUGUUUUUGUUGUCAUUGUUUGUUCGUUUGCUUUUAAAGAAGAAUGGUAUGAAGCCUCCACAGACUUAGGGACAAAAGACGACGUGUAUUCUAAAUUGAGAGUUGAACUCUGAGUGCUGUCUUUUCCCAUGGCUGUGGCUGUGUUGCUAAUUAGGUAUGUUUAGCUGACAUCAAUAAAGCAACUCCUAUGUGAAAAUCAUCA
Molecule: messenger RNA, 16386 nt
Organism: Peromyscus californicus insignis
Lineage: Eukaryota; Metazoa; Chordata; Mammalia; Rodentia; Cricetidae
Gene: Gpatch2
Product: G-patch domain containing 2
Exons: 11
Coding region: 113-1576 (487 amino acids)
Molecular function (GO): nucleic acid binding
Source: RefSeq, a predicted model, not a curated record